This is a messenger RNA of Talaromyces rugulosus, 828 nucleotides long. RefSeq lists its product as uncharacterized. Gene Ontology annotation, biological process: proteasome-mediated ubiquitin-dependent protein catabolic process. Lineage: Eukaryota; Fungi; Ascomycota; Eurotiomycetes; Eurotiales; Trichocomaceae. The transcript is spliced from 4 exons. The record is from RefSeq and is a predicted model, not a curated record. Gene Ontology annotation, molecular function: polyubiquitin modification-dependent protein binding. Gene Ontology annotation, cellular component: nucleus; proteasome regulatory particle, base subcomplex; cytosol. Bases 1 to 828 code for a protein of 275 amino acids.
AUGGGGUUGGAAGCAACCAUGAUUAUCGUUGAUAACAGCGAACCUAGCAGGAAUGGCGACUAUACUGCCACCCGAUGGCAAGCCCAGAUCGAUGCUGUCGGCGUAAUACACAACACGAAGAUGCGAGCGCACCCUCAAUCUGCCGUCGGUCUCAUGAGCAUGGGUGGGAAUGGACCCGAAGUUCUCUCGACUUUCACAACCGACUUUGGUAAGAUCCUGUCGGGACUACACCGAACGAAGAUUCACGGCAAACCUCACCUCGCAUCGACUAUACAGGUCGCUGGCCUGGCCCUGAAGCAUCGCUCUGAGAAAUCCCAAAGGCAACGGAUUAUCGUCUUCUCGUGCGCACCGGUCACCGAAGACGAGAAGGCACUUGUGAAGCUGGCAAAGAGGAUGAAAAAGAACAAUGUCUCUAUUGACAUAAUCGCAUUCGGAGAUUUGGAUUCAGACACGACCAAGAAACUAGAGGCGUUCGUUGAAAACGUGAAGGGAGGCGAUGGCUCAAACCUGGCCAUCAUUCCACCAGGCCCCAAUCUGCUUAGCGAAGAACUGCAGGUCACACCCAUUCUAGGCGGCGAGCCUGGUGGUGCCGGUGGCGGUGAAGCUGCAGAAGGUGAAGGAUUCGGCUUUGAGGAUGCUGCGGAGAAUGAUCCCGAGCUGGCCUUUGCUCUGCGGUUAUCGCUCGAGGAAGAGAAGAACAGACAGGAGAAGGAGAAGCGGGAGCGCGAGGAGCAAGAAGGCAAGGCCUCGUUGGAGAACAUUCCGGAAGAGGCCAAAGAUGGUGGGGAGUCGUCCAACGAAAAGGACGACAAAAUGGAUACGGCAUGA